GCCUCCCCGUAGCCAAUGUAGAAAUUGUUGACUAAAUGUUGAUGUUGCGCUGAAAUUAUAGCCCUUCUUCACAGCCAGCAAUACAGCACAGCUGUAAAAAGUAUAAAUGGAUUAUCAUCCUUACCUAACUAAUGAUUGCCUGAUUCACAUUUUCUCGUUUUUUCAAGAAGAUGAUUUAAUUCGAGCAUCAAUUGUCUGUAAGGUAAGAGAGUCACAAUAAACUUGCGGAAGUAGAAAUUGAGGUUCUGUAAAACAGUUUUGAAUAUAUUCUUUAUUUUCUGUUAUAAUGUUCCACAUAUUGUUGUUCUUUUGUCAAGCGGUUGCUUUACUUUGAAACAUCAUGUUAUUAUUAGUUUGUAAUAUAUGUUGAUAGAUUUAUUUCAACAACUGUACUGGUGUGAUAGCCUAUUUUAACAACCCCAUACCUUCUGCCUUUUUAUCUAGGAAUGGCAAGAAGCAGCCGAAACACCUUGGUUGUGGCGGUGAGUUUGACGGAUUUUAUCCACUGAUCAGUUUUACUUACCCAUCUCAGAAUGAAUAAUAUACUGUGUGGGGAGAAGGGGUGGGUUUGAUGCGGUUGGUUUAGAUAUGGGCGAGGGCGGGAGUGUAGGUGGGACACACACACACACAAACAUUUGCAUAGCUUAUUCACCAGACAUUUACAUAGCUUAUUCACCAUUGUUUCUUGGCAUGUUUUUGACAAUGUGGUCAGCUGCAUCAUAUUUAAAGUAUAUUCUAUUUAACACCUAUAUUAUAAUAAUAAUAAUAAUAAUAACAGUAUAUUAAUGCUAUUAAUCUAUGCCCGCAGAGAAAUGUGUCUGCAGCGUUGGGGUUUCUGUAACAUUGCUGUGCUGGGCUCUGAACAUGGGAAGCAGGCUUGGAAGAGCUACUUCCUGCGUCGCUCUCACCUGGAGCAGAAGAUGACCAAGGGCAGGUCCGGUGGGGACUACACCUGUAAAAGCCUGAGGGGACACACAAGUGAGCAUACAGUCUUUCUCUUUCUUUAGAAAGGAUGGAACUGUCUAUGGAAGCAGUAUUUAGACAGCUGUAUGGUCUACAACAUCUAUAUCUUCCAGGCAGGGUGGUUGGGUGUGUGUACCUGUCAGGGAACUCUCUCCAGCUCUCUGACUUCUGGAGCUGCACCCCUACUGUCUGCAGUUCAUCCUUGGAUGGUACAGUCCGUGCCUGGGACGUCCAGCAGGUGAAAACAAUACUGCCCUUUUAUACUUAUUAUGAGGCUUUAUUUACAAGGCUUCAGAGCACUUUGCAUUGUAUGUAGGCUACUCAUCCUACCCACCACCAAGGUGUAGCACCCACUUCAGUAGCCAUAUUAUAUGGUCUACUGGUCUACACAAAGAAGGAUUUGCGGUUAGCACUUAGGAAAUUGUGUUUCCUUUUCCCCUUUAACCAGGGGGUGCAGCUGUGGUGCAGCCCUGUUCAGAGUCCUCUGACUGGGAUGGUAGCUGAUGGCAGGCAGGGCGGGGUCAUCACGUCAGAUUCCACAGGGCUGCUCAAAGCCUGGGAUGGUCAGAGUGGACAGGAGAUAUCCUUCUACUCCUCAGCAUCCCCACAGUGCACCUUGCUGACCUACAGUAUGGAUGGCAGCUCUUUUCUCUCAGUGAGUACCCAAACACAAGUCUGGUUGGUUGCCAGAUCAAUAUCUGACUGACACAUAAUAUAUUAUUUUUUUUAUUUUCACCAGGUGGGGACCAGUCAAGGCUCUGUCCAUACUCUGUCUAGCCCCUCACUGUCAAAGCUGUCCAGUCUGGUGGUGUGUGACACAUUCAAAGUCAACCUACUCCUGGCAUCGCCAGACAAGAAAUGGAUCCUAGCUGGAACUAAAGGGAAUAUGGAUAUGAGCCCAAAGGUAAUUGUAACAAUUGACAUGUUCGUCUGUAAGAACUAUCAUGGAUCUCAGAAGUCCUGAAAGUUAGUAAUGUUUAAUCUUUGUUAAAAUUAAAUAGAAAUCAACAAUGUGUAUUGUGUUGUUUGACUGGCAGGUGGUGUCCAGUCAGAGUGUGACAAGUCCCUCUGAGGAGGAGGAUCCUCUGUGCCAGUGUCUGCCUGUCUCAGGCUGCAGUGCUGCUACCUUCCUGCCCUCCCUGCCGGCAAGACUGGCCACGGUCCACUGCAAGGACCACUCACACACGCAUCACAACAAGGUCCUCUCUGUGUUUGACAUCAUCAUAAAAAAGACCCGAUUCAAGUCAGAGAUCCAGGGUAAAGUGUCAAGUUGAGACAUUUAAUAUCUUCAUCUAUUUAGAUUCUAAUUACCUGUUACGUUAGCAAGCUUAUCCCCAUGUGCCAUUUUGUCAGUUGUAUUUUUGUGGUUAUGUUAGAAAUUGAGGUUUGGCCUAACUUUCACAGAUGUUCUCCUAUUUCAGUUGAGCAGGUGGAGAAAUUUGAGUUGGUAUUUGAGGGCAGGACCUCGGAUAUCCUUCUGGAGGGGAAGGGAAGCAGCACUCUGGUUAUAGCUGCUCACAGAGAGCUGAAGGUCUAUACUGUGAAAGGAGAACUCAUCUGUAGCUUCAAGGACCAUACUGAACCUAUCUGCUCUAUUUGUGUGGUAUGCUUUUCACUCAUAUUUAUUGUGCGUAUGUACUACUGAUGAUAGUAAUUACGGAUUGGAAUGUAUUUAUUGGAGCUCAAAGCGCUAUACAUAGUAUGGGGAAAACUGCAGUGUUCUAGAUAAUGAUAUUUUCCCCUUGAUUUAUUUUAAAAUAGUUUGGCCCUUAUUUAGGAGAAUAUCCAUUGGGAUAGAAAUCUUGUGGUAAGAGUGUGUGGGAAUUUAUGUUUAAGUUUAUAUGGUGCUUCGGGGAAAGACUGUCCAUGGAAAUUUAUCCUAAAAGUGAGCGUUUUCUUUCAGGAUAGUUUCCGUGUAGUCACUGCUUCUCGGGACCUAUCCUUAAGAGUGCUGACUUGGAAAACUGACAGAGACAAAGGGCUCACCCUGGAAAGUCGAUACCACUUACUGGGAGGCUCUCACUCCAUGUCCAGGUACAGAAAGACAUUUCCAUCCAUUAAGGAAACAAAUAGUACAUUCUGGCUCUGUAUGUAAAGUUGGAUUGAUGUACUGUAGUGAUGAACUGAUGUACAUUUCAUGUCUUGUGUUGACAGAGGGUUCAGUAAUGUGGUCUGUGAUUACUCAACCAUUGUGGCCUCAGUGGAAGCAGUGGAUGGGAAGGAUGUCCUGAAGGCCUACUCUUUCAACUCCUGAGCAACACUGCCCUCUAGGAGGACUUCGCAGGUACUACAGCAGUUUGCAUCAGUCACAUAAAUUCAUUGUAAUAAUAAUAAUAAAAAUAAUAUGCCAUUUAGCAGACA
Coregonus sp. 'balchen' is the source of this 3324-nucleotide messenger RNA. Lineage: Eukaryota; Metazoa; Chordata; Actinopteri; Salmoniformes; Salmonidae. The record is from the annotation of a GenBank genome assembly.